This is a messenger RNA of Mauremys reevesii (Reeves's turtle), 7185 nucleotides long. RefSeq lists its product as uncharacterized. The record is from RefSeq and is a predicted model, not a curated record. The transcript has 45 exons. Bases 55 to 6798 code for a protein of 2247 amino acids. NCBI's taxonomy places the organism in Eukaryota, Metazoa, Chordata, Testudines, Geoemydidae.
UCCGUCUGGACGUGCGUCGUUGGAAGCUGGAGCUCGCGGGUGGGCGCGUGCGGCAUGGCUGCAGGGCUGGUUCAAAUGCUGCUGCUCUCACAGCUCCAGGUGCAGCUGAGCGUGCCGUGGGCUGCAGUCAAGUUGAGAUUGAAUUGUCCUCAAGCAUCCUGCUGGCACUAUUGGCAGGGGAAUUGUUAUUGCAUGGAGAGGAGUCGCACUGGGACUUGGACUGAAGCAUUGAGAUACUGCAAACGAUAUCGAGAUACAGAACUAUUAAAAAUCACUAAUGCGUCAGAAAAGAAAUGGAUUUUAGGGUUGCCUCUGAACAAUUUCUGGAUUGGAUUAAAUAAUUUAGAAAAUGUGACUAAUUUUUCCUGGUCGGAAGGGACAUUGGCAGACAUAACAGCACCCUGGCUUUGGAUGCCACGCCCAGCCCAACCAAACAAUGCGUAUUGUGUGAAGAUUUCCAAUGGCAUCUUGAUUGCUCUGGACUGUAGCGCCAAGGCCCAUUGGAUCUGCAAGCGAAGUGCAGAUAUUGAGCGGUAUCAGGAACACAAAGGAAAGGUACUUCUCUCGCCACCAAGUGUUCCAUCACAAGUACAUGCAGAUUUGAAUUCUGCUAAAGAAGCUUGCCUGGAGCUUAGGGAGAAAUGCACAGGAAUUUCUACAUGGAAUAAUGCAUAUGCCCUUGCCAGGGGAACCGUAUUGUUGAAAAGUGAGGAGAGCAAUUCCUAUGCCUAUGUAAAAUCAGAUUGCUCCAUGGGUUACUUCGGAAGGGAUUGUUCCUCUGUGUGCGGUUUGUGUCACAACGAUGAUCUGUGCAAUCCCUACACGGGAACUUGUGACGAUUUCCAUUUGUGCAGUGUUCAGAGUGCACCUACAACCUGUGAGAGAGCUAUGAAAAGUUUGUGGUGCCCCCGUUUUUCUGGUUGGUCGUAUUGGAGUGGCAACUGUUACUACUUCGGCACAGAGGCCCCUGCCAGCUGGCUUCAAGCAAAGGAGAAGUGUAGAAGAUACAGAAGUGCAGAUCUGCUGUGGAUUGAGAGUCCAGAAGAAAUGAAUUGGUUGUUCUCGGCAAUUCCAUCUGAAACCUUUUGGAUUGGACUGAAUAGCAGGCAGCAAGAGUCUAUCUGGAUUUGGUCAAAUGGGAAGUCAGCUGCUAAAGAACUUGAUUGGUUAUCCAUGACUGGAAAUCCGUCUGGAAGAUGUGCAGGUAUCCAGCCAGCACCCAGAAGUAUUUUAAAGUUUAACUGUGAAAAUAAGUACAGAUGGCUUUGUAAGAAAGCUGAAUCUCCACACAUUUUUGAUGUGUUUCUUAGUCGGUACCUGUCAAGACCAUUUUCAUCACAGAAGAUCUACAACUCCCUCUAUAGUGCUAAGAUAGACUGCUUAUAUGACAGGAACUGCACAGGAGUAGUAAAAGUCUCACAGUACUUCAGAAGAAUGGCAGGAAUUGAUGAAAUCCACUUUGCUCCUUUUACUGCUCCCUCAAGUGCUAUUUCGUAUGUAAAACGUGAAUGUUCCUUGGGAUACUAUGGAGAAAACUGUGCAAGAGUUUGUCCGCUGUGUCCUGGAAACUUCAGAUGCAAUUCAAUAACUGGCAAAUGCCCAGAAAAGUUAAUGUGUGUGGACAAAUUUAAAGGUGAAAUUUGUGAAUCAGGACUCACCAGUUUAAAGUGCCCCCAAGACCCCAUGUGGUGGUAUUGGAAUGGAAACUGUUAUUACCUAGAAAGGAGAGAGACCAUGCGGUGGGAGCAGGCUCUGGCCCAAUGUGCAUUGUAUAAGCAUGCUAGUCUUCUCCAGCUAGAUAGUGCAGAAGAAAAGAUGUGGGUGGCUUCCAUGCUGGAGGGUGGCACCUGGAUUGGUUUGUCAAAGCAGCAGUCUGGUGCCUGGCAAUGGACUAGUGGACACGGUGCUAAUCUUGCACUCAACUGGCUUUCAGACAUUAAAAGGGGUCAAAGUGGAUGCGCUCAGAUGAAGAAAGGAGGAGAACUUAUGGCUACUGGUUGCUCUACACGCCUGCACUGGGUCUGUGAAAAACAAGCAGACCUUGAUAUUUUCCUUGAGUAUCCUGGAAGAAUACUGCUUUCUCUGGUGGCAAUGGCUCAAUAUAGUACCCUAACUGAAGCAAAAUUCUACUGCAUGAUCAAAGCUCAGUGUACAGGAAUAAGUAGUUGGCCAUCCAAAUUUUAUCUUGUCUCAGGAAGUGAAAUGGUGUCAGCUCCCCAGAGAUGUAUAGUUUACUUGAAAACAAGCUGUGUUUCUGGGCGGUACGGAUCUGGAUGCAGGAAAGCCUGCCCCCGCUGCACUAGCAUCCUGCCGUGUAAUAGUUUGACUGGGUUCUGUGAUGAGAAAACAACGUGUCUGUUGCCAUUCACUCUAGCAAGCUGUGUGGCAACCACAAUCAGUAUACAAUGUCCAGAUGAGGCCGGGUGGCGCUACUGGAACAGGUACUGUUACUAUAUCUCACGUGCGAAAGCGAAAUCCUGGAUGGAUGCCAAUUCCACCUGCAGUCGAUACAGAGGUGCUGAACUUGUUUGGUUUGAAAGCCCGGAAGAACUGAGUUGGAUUAAAUCAUCUCUGAAUGGACCCACAUGGACAGGGUUGCAAGAUAUAAACCGAGAUGGCACCUGGACCUGGGCACAUGAAGAUAAUGCAUCUAGUGUAUUGGAAUGGUUAACUUUUAGAAAGAGAAACAGUUGGCUGAGAUGUAUUGAAAUGCCAGCUGGCGAACUUGUCGCUGCAGCAAGCUGUAGGAGAGCCAAGAAAUGGGUGUGCAAGAAACCAGCAGAACCAGAUCUUGAUUUGUUCAUAAGUAUCUGGGAUGCAGUGGUGAUCUUCCCAACUCCAGCAGUAUCAGCUAAAUACACUAACCACACAUUGGCCAGACAAAUCUGUGUAAUGCAGAGGUCCAGAUGCAUUGGCUAUGUGUUAUGGCAAGACAGUUAUUUCCUAAUACAUGACUCUGAAUUUGUUAUCAGUGGAUUUGCACAAAGUGCAACAUACUUAAAAUCAGCUUGUGAUUUUGGAUACUACGGACCGUCUUGUGAAAAGGAAUGCCCAGACUGCUACUGGGACAAGCCGUGCAAUACCGUAUCCGGAAAGUGUGAGGACACUGCAGUUUGUGCUGAGCCAGAGGAUGUAGGUGUCUGUAAUUUAGGCAAGUACAGCUUGAAAUGUCCUCUUGGGCCUGGCUGGUGGUACUGGAAUGGACGUUGUUACUUUAUAGAAAGGAAUAGAACUCUGAGUUGGAUGGAAGCCAGGCUGUUUUGCAACCAUUUUAAAAGAACAAGUCUGUUGCAGCUGGAAUCGUCGGCUGAAAAGGACUGGCUACAAAAGAUGAUAAAACAGCCAGCAUGGAUAGGAAUGAAAUGGGAAACAUCGGCCUCUGAGUGGCAGUGGGCAGAUGGAUCCAGAGUAAACACAGCUCUGAACUGGUUAAACGUACAACGGGAUGCAACUGAAAACUGUGUGUUUCUUCAGCAUAAUAAAGUAGCUUUAGAAGCAGCUAGUUGCCUUUUAAAAUAUAAUUUUGUGUGUAAAAGAAAUGAAGCUGAAGACAUGUUUCAGUUUUAUGCAGGCCACAUAAUAACACAAAGACAGAAUUUGUUGCCAAAAGUAUACUCAUCUCUCGAAUCUGCUGAAAAGGCAUGCCUGUAUGAGAAAACACAUUGUACUGGAGUAGUCCGUUCACAGAAACGAUAUCAUUUGGUUAGUGGAACAGAGGUAUUUAGAAGCUCUAAUAAAGCUGAUGCAUUAUAUCUUAAAACUGGCUGCCAGACAGGCUACUAUGGCUCAGAUUGUCAAGCCACUUGCCAUCCCUGCACCAAUGGUUUUCCUUGCAGCGGUGUUACUGGACAUUGUGUAGGCACUGCCAGAGUUACUUGCAGCUUACAGUCUCAGGAUCCACGGUGCUCUCCUAGCGAAGUUUCCAGGCAGUUGUGCCCCCAGGGGCCUCGAUGGCAUUAUUUUCGAAAGGCGUGUUACUAUGUGGAAGAUACUAAAACUAGAACGUGGACUGAGGCCAGGAGUGCGUGUCAGGGCUUUAAGGAGACGGACCUCGCUAAAAUUACAAACAGUGCAGAAAAGGCUUGGAUACAGUUUAAAGGGGAGAACAGCUGGAUAGGUUUGACCUAUAAGAAAGAAGACUUCAGAUAUGUAUGGGUCGAUGGCACAUCUGCUCAGGCUGAAAGUGCAUGGGUCAUGAAACGUAACAGGAGGCAUAUGCUCACUAAAGAAGACUGUGUGGUUGCCUUCAAGCAAUACCUUUCCCCAGCAGAUUGUUCUUCUCUGAGAAAGUGGAUAUGCAAAAGAGAAGGAGAUGUCAACCUCUUUACAAUGCACAAGGGGAGAGCUUUGUACUCCCCUUACGUACCAACAUCAAAUAUAUAUAACACCUUAAAGAAAGCUACAGAUACCUGCUCAGUGCUCCAGACAUGCACUGGGAUAGUGGCAGUGGGGGAGCACUACGUUCUACAAAGUGGGAUGGAACUGUAUAACAGCAGGAACAGUAGUGUGAAAUCCUUUAUCAAGUCAGAUUGCAUCUCUGGAAGAUUUGGGCUUCUGUGUGAAUUUAAGUGUCCACCAUGCCAGCAGGGUAUGGCCUGCAAUCCAUACACAGGGCUGUGUGGUGACACUGUGUUUUGCAGUAAGGAGAAUAGUCCUAUCCCCUGUGGAAAAGGGUCCAUAUUUGGUGGCACGUGCCCAGUUGAAGAUGGGUGGCAGUACUGGCAAGGCAGCUGUUACUAUAUCCACACAGCAAAGAGACAAACCUGGCUACGUGCACGAGACCUAUGCAGGCGUUACAGGGACACAGAUCUUCUGUGGCUGACAAGUCCUGGGGAAAAGGAAUGGCUGGUAUCUAAACUUCCCAAAGCAUCAUUCUGGACUGGCCUUUAUGGGUUUAGAUUCUGUACAGUUUUGCAGUGGUCGAACAGUCAAUUCCCGUUUGCAGCCUCAAGAUGGUUGUCUGUAAGCAAAUGGGCCAUAGGUGCUAAGUGCUGUGUGCAGCUUAAUGCCCCCAAAGGCUCUUUGACAGCUUUCAGCUGCUUUCGGAAAGCCCUGUGGAUUUGCAAGAGAAAAGAAGAAGGAAUUGUGGAUUUCCGGGAGUUCCGAGGCUAUUACCUAUCUGGCACUUACACAUCAAAUUCCACACAGCGAUCGUUAUGGGAAGCCCUACAGCUCUGUAGAUUUCAACGAAGCAUUUGCAAUGGAGUUGGGAUGAUCAAAGGAGAGUAUAGAACUAUAUUUGCAACCCGAAUUCUACUCAUCAUUGGAGCCCUGGGAGAUGAAAGCACCGCAUAUUUGAAAUCAUCUUGUCCCCCAGGGCACUAUGGUCCUGAAUGCCAGGGCAGUUGCACCUGCAAUAGAAUUGAAAACUGCAGCCCCUUCACUGGAGAAUGUGCAGAGAAUUUACAGUGUUCUCAGGAAUACGUGGCACAGCAAUGCCAAAGAGGAGUGAUCAAUAUGAAAUGCCCAGAGGACCCUGGUUGGUGGUACUGGAAUGGCAGCUGUUAUUAUAUGGAAGAAACUAAUAGUUUAACCUGGCUGGAAGCUAAGAAUUACUGCACUGCCUAUAAUGGCACUGACCUACUAUUGCUGGAUAGUGCAGAAGAAAAGGCCUGGAUAACCUCAGUGUUACGGAAACCUGUUUGGAUUUUCUCGUUGGGUGCCUUGCAAAGCGAUGUGGAGAAAUCAAGCAGGAAGAAUCAGCGUGUCAUGGUAAGCCCCACCAAGAGUACUGCUCCAGACAGUUGUGGUCAGCUGAGUGUGAAUGGGAGCUUGAACCAAGUUAACUGUUCUUCUCUGGCUUUCUGGGUUUGUGAAAGAAGGGAAGGUGACAGCAUGUUUUGGAAAUAUUCCAGAAGGCUGCUUACUAAGCCUUUAUGGGGAGAUACAUAUUCAUCCUUGGAGUUUGCUCUGUCAGCCUGUAUUUUAAAAGCAGAUUGCUCUGGAGUCACCUACUGGGGAAAGCGUUACGUACCAGUCACUGGUAAAGAACUGAUCUUCAGCAAAAACAGACAGGAUGCUGUGUACUUGAGGAGUGCUUGCAGCAAAGGACACUAUGGUGCCUAUUGUCAAAAGAAAUGUCCCACCUGUCUCAAUCGUACCAUGUGCAAUAGACUCACAGGGCUGUGUGAUGGUACAGUGACAUGUCAAGAAAGGAAGAAAUUAGAACUCUGUGAAUACCGCCUUACAAGCAAGUUCUGUUUUGCCUCUUGGAAGUACUGGAAUGGAAAUUGUUACUAUGUUCCUCCAUAUGGGGUGCUGAAUAAGAGCGAAGCAGAGUUCAUGUGCAGUCGGUUCCAAGGGGCACAACUGAUAAAAUUAAACAUCACGGAAGAACAGAGAUGGAUAGCUAAAGUCAUCACUAGAAAAAGCUGGCUUGGCAGCCUGAGCUAUAAACUCCAGUCAAACUCCUGGAUCAUGCCUGAUGGAGAUAGAGCAGCGCCUCGUUGGGGUUUCAAAGCAGUUCAAGAUUUGUGUGUGCAGAUUGAACCCAUAUCUGGAACCUUUAUUUCCUUUGCCUGCUCUGAACGGGCUUCGUGGAUCUGCAAGGGAGCCCCAGUUCCUGGAGCGCUGGAUUCCAUGUAUAAGUGGUGGACAACGUUGACCUCGUCCCUUUUAGUUUCAGUUUUCGUAGUUGUCGUGAGUGUGUUUGUUACAUUUAAAGCCGCCCGGUGGAGAAGACAAGUGCUGGUAGAAAAGACUGAUGGGAAAGAGCAGAGAAAUAAAGUGGAGAUGGAGAACUUGGCUUCCUGGGAGAAACAGGCCCUCAAGUCUGACAGGAGCAACCCCUUGAAUUAGGGUGUAGUGUUUGUGGGCUCUGAAGGCAGUCUCAUCCCAUCCUCUGUGGACUGAAGAUUUGGCUUUGAGGAAGAGGUUUGAAGUAGGGGAAACAGGAGUUAGAGCACUAUAACAGAUAAGGAAAUAUUUAACUUGAAAUUUGUUGAAUGUCUUAAUUGAUUUUUUUGGUGUUUUAAUCUUUCUCUGAGCUCCCACCUUCUCUAGUGACUCUAGUCUGUCAUAAGCAGGAUCUGUCAGAUGACACAGCACUACUUUCAGCAAAGCAGAACAUCCCUAGAACAUGACUAGUCAAAUACAUUUCCUUAAAUCAUAUUGCAUUUCUCUCAGAGAAGUUUUCAUCUGUGUUAUGUCUUCUUUAAGCAGUUCAAUAAACUCUCAAUUAGAAAA